AUGUCUUCUCUUCUCCAGCUACACGAGACUUUAGCCGACCUCAUAACCCACAAUCUUCCCGUGUCCCGGUGGCUGCUUCACCUCGAGACCGGACUGGCCGGCCGUCAGACGGCAGUUCUUGACGUCGGGCGCCACCUCAACUGCUUCGUUUGGGCAAGUCAGCAGCUGAAAUGGUACGGCCAGGCCAGAUGGGCAAAGAAGUGGCCUCAGGUAGUAGACCAAAUAUUCUACAGCUGGGUCAUUUUAUGA
Protopolystoma xenopodis is the source of this 249-nucleotide messenger RNA. The record is from the annotation of a GenBank genome assembly. NCBI's taxonomy places the organism in Eukaryota, Metazoa, Platyhelminthes, Monogenea, Polystomatidea, Polystomatidae.